UUUACAGAGAAAACAUGUCCGGACGCGGAAAAGGCGGCAAAGUGAGAGCGAAGGCGAAAAGCCGGUCCUCCCGGGCCGGGCUGCAGUUCCCGGUGGGCCGCGUCCACAGGCUGCUGCGGAGAGGCAACUACGCUCAGCGGGUCGGCGCCGGGGCUCCGGUGUACCUGGCGGCGGUGCUGGAGUACCUGACCGCCGAGAUUCUGGAGCUGGCCGGAAACGCGGCCCGCGACAACAAGAAGACCCGGAUCAUCCCCCGACACCUGCAGCUGGCGGUCCGCAACGACGAGGAGCUCAACAAACUGCUGGGCGGAGUGACCAUCGCUCAGGGCGGCGUGCUGCCCAACAUCCAGGCCGUCCUGCUGCCCAAGAAGACCGACAAGGGCCCCAAGAAGUAGACCGACACCGGGACUCACCGGGAACCCGGUUACACCCCGAAAACCACAACAACGGCUCUUUUAAGAGCCACACACCCGAAACUACAGAGCAAAAACCCGGAACCAGCUGUGACAGAGUCCCGCGAUACAACACGCACAUCGACCAAACGGCGUAAUUUAAAGUAUGAAAAUUAAAAAAACAGAAGUAAUUAAUACCACUAUCUACAAAAACAAACUUGAUAGUAACUAAAGUACCAAAGUAUCAUGCAGUCAAAGUAAAAUACUUGCAUAAUUGCCCUUUUAUACCACUUUCAAAUAUAACAAUUCAAAACCAUGUAAUUUGGAAAUACUAUUAACAAAAAUUAAUAUAAUUUUUUUUCAAGUUUUCUGUCAAACAUUAUUGUUAAAUACUGUCUGUUCCUACUAGACUGUCUUUAUUUGUUCUGUCUGGAUUUUGCUGUUACUGAAGUAAUUUGUACUUUUGACUAUUUACAUGUUAUUUUCAUAUAUACAUUUUGGUCAUUUCUAAUUGAAUAUUUCUUUAAAACUGGCAAAGUUACAAGAAAAAGACCUGAAAAUCAGUAAGUUAAAAAAAUCAACAGACACCUGAAACUAUCCAGACACCUGCUACCUGCUGAGACUCAUUUUAACACAACGUUCACAAUGAGCCCAAACAAGCUAAAGUAUUCAGUAAACAAAUGCAUAAAAAAAUGCAAAAGUAAAUUUUAAAAAAAUCAAUCAAUCAAUAAAUUACUAAUGAUCAUAGUGAAUAAAUUAAU
Molecule: messenger RNA, 1153 nt
Organism: Plectropomus leopardus (leopard coralgrouper)
Lineage: Eukaryota; Metazoa; Chordata; Actinopteri; Perciformes; Serranidae
Product: histone H2A
Cellular component (GO): nucleosome
Molecular function (GO): protein heterodimerization activity; structural constituent of chromatin; DNA binding
Source: RefSeq, a predicted model, not a curated record